AUGAAGGUUCUCGUCUUCGUCCUCUCCGUCAUCUCCCUGACGAUGGCCUUACCCACUGUCGUCGAUACUCCGGGCCUUGACCAUGCGAGUGCUGUCGCAUUACACAUGCUCUUUCCCCAGACAGCUACACAAGUCAUUGAACCAUACAAUGAUCAAAAUCCAACCAACACCCAGUCACCAGGUGGAGAGGCUCAUGCCGGCUCCAAUAUCAACGGUGGCUACGUUCCUGACAACUCGUCCGAUGGGUGCACAAAGGCACCCGACGAUAUCGUCACCUGGAACUUCUUGCCUGCCUGUCACCGUCACGAUUUUGGCAUCCGCAACUACCGUGAGCAGGGCAGAUUGAACAAAGCAACGAAGCGCCGCAUCGAUGACCAGUUCUUGGAAGAUCUCAAGCAUGAGUGCAAUACACACACAAUAACUCGUCGAGCAUGCAAGCGAGUGGCGGAGUUUUAUUAUGAUGUCGUGAAGCGCAUUGAUCCGGACAAGGACCGGGUUUGA
Molecule: messenger RNA, 501 nt
Organism: Diaporthe citri
Lineage: Eukaryota; Fungi; Ascomycota; Sordariomycetes; Diaporthales; Diaporthaceae
Exons: 3
Coding region: 1-501 (166 amino acids)
Biological process (GO): arachidonate secretion; phospholipid metabolic process
Molecular function (GO): A2-type glycerophospholipase activity
Source: RefSeq, a predicted model, not a curated record